Durusdinium trenchii is the source of this 2052-nucleotide messenger RNA. The record is from the annotation of a GenBank genome assembly. Lineage: Eukaryota; Dinophyceae; Suessiales; Symbiodiniaceae.
AUGAGAGAAACGUCAAACACCAUCUCCCUCGUCCGAACGCGCUUGAAAACGCUCAGGAACAAAGAUGUGCAGGUGGAGGCCUCGCUCGCUGCCCUGCCUACCCAGCGAAAGUUGAGACCCUUGUUGUGCGACUUGGAGGAGCAGUUCAAGAAGCAUGCGGGCCAUGAUCAGGCCCUAGAUCAGAAGGAGCUGGCGGAAAUCUGGAUCAAGGCAGCUGAAGUGAAAGUAGGCAAAGUCUCGCCGGAGGAAGCUGCCUUCAUCGAGCAAAGUACUCAGGAGUAUUUUCAGAUCAUGGACACGGACAAGUCCGGAAAGGUCACCUACGAGGAGUUCGUGGCCGGCAUGCUUGGUGGGAACGAAGAUGUCGGUCAUAUGAGACAGUUGCGCAAACAUCUCAACACCAAGAUGAAGGACGAUCCCAAGCAACUGCAGAAGAUCGGAACGGCCCGUGCCGACCAGGACAAGAACGGUGAUGGCUAUGUGAGCCGUGAGGAGCUUGAGGCCGGUGGCUUGGGGAGGCUUCGAAAGCUUGCGAUGGAGGAUGGAACGAUCAGCAAAGAUGAGAAGAAACAGAUGGAUGAGGUGCAAAAGAUGAUCAAUGAGAUGUUCUCGAAUGCAGAUGCAGCGCUGCCCAGCCGGAGGGCUGUGCUACGAUGCACAUCCACUAAGUUCAUCGCAAAGCUCACGGUCAAGGAAUGUUUGGCUGGCUUGGAUGGAAUGCGUGUGGCGUUGAGUGAGGAUGACAAGAUCGCCAUGCAGGAAGCUCAGGGCAGCUCAGAAUUAAUGGACAUGAUCCUCAGCGGCGAGAAGAAACCAGGCAGAAAGAAAAUGCAGCAGAACACCGAUGCCGAUGAGGGCGCUGCACCAAGCAAGGCUUUCCAGUUCAUGCCUUCGUCGUUUGGUGCAAGCAAAGCUGGAGCUCGCAACAUUCAGCGUUGCAUGGAGGAUUUGCUGAAUCUGUACAGGUUAAGCUUCCCCCUGCAGAACAUCUUCGACGAGCAUGGCAAUGUGAAAAGCACAGGAGUGGCUUGGGAGGACACGGUGAAGAGAUCACCAGAGUUCUUCUCGAGCUACUUUGGUCAUGCGAAGAAGGGCGACAGGUCAGCGCUGAUCUUCAAGCACCUGGAGGACAUCAAGCGUGCUUUGAUGGAGAAGCCUGCAAGAAAGCAUGGUUUCUUCAAGCUGCUGUCCGAGAUCCCCAAAGGAUCUCGGAUGAUGAACGACAAUGUCGAGAUCUUGCUCUACGACAUCUCCAAGGGUAUGGCCGCGAAGCUCGGUCCGCUGCUCUUGGGGAAGAGCGCCGAGGCGGUCCACACCGGCGUGUUGGUCUAUGGCAGCGAGUAUUGGUAUGGCAUCGGCCUCAAUGACAGGGAAGAUUCGACAUCUAAGACCUUCGGCAGCCCUUCAGACCUCUUCGCCCUCGACGCUCGAGGUGGAAAGCUCUUCCGGAGCGACCCUCCCUGCCGCAAGCAGUUUGGCGAGCCGCUGACGAACCCCUGGGGCAUCCAGUUGGAGAGGUCGGAGCAAAGGCCGGACCUCCCCGUGGUCCGCCUGGGCUACACCUUCGUCACCCACGAGGAAUUCGUGGGAUGGCUCCAGGCGGAGGUUAAGGAGAGAUACACUGGCCUUCACACCUAUGACCUUCUCACGCAUAGCUGCAACCACUUCAGCAAUGAGGUAUGUACUUUCCUGCUGGGCCAGGGGAUCCCUGAGAAGAUCUUCGAACUUCAGAAGACCUUCCUCUCGGGUCCCAUCGUCGCGCUGCGACCCUUUUUGAACCGCUACCUGGGCGGGUUUGCUGAUCACCAGAAAGAAUUAGAUGAGAACUUCAUGGCAAAGGAUGGAGAGGUGGAGGGUGGUGCCACCGCCGAAGACUUGAAAGCAGAGAUGCUGGGCAGUGGCGAUGUGGUCCUCGUGGAGGGCGUGGAUGGCAUUCACGGCGCUGUGCUGGCCACCAUUCUCAAGGAAGAGAAGGGCAAAUGCGAGAUCAAGUACUUUGACCCGACCGAGCACCGGAUAGAGACCAUGUUCCCUGGUUCAGCGAGCGAUUGA